Fusarium verticillioides 7600 is the source of this 1836-nucleotide messenger RNA. RefSeq lists its product as hypothetical. The record is from RefSeq and is a predicted model, not a curated record. The coding region runs from base 1 to 1836 and encodes 611 amino acids. Lineage: Eukaryota; Fungi; Ascomycota; Sordariomycetes; Hypocreales; Nectriaceae. The transcript is spliced from 3 exons.
AUGCCCUCUCUAUCUAAAAUCGCAGCUAUAGCUGCUGUGUCAUUCACUCUCAUCGACGCAAAAGCCUGUGCUCCCCUCGGCGCCGUCUUCCCAGCACCUCAAUCCCCCUCCCAAAGCUCCCUCGUCAAAAAAGCAGCAUCCCUUCUCAAAGCAGGUCUCGAUGCUCAAAUAGGCGCUUUAUUCAACACUUCAGCUCUCUCCAUUGGUGUCAAAUCUCUUCAUGAGGAUGAGCCUUUGUUUACGUAUCAGUGGACACCACCUAAUCCCGGCGAGGGCACUGAUAAGGUAGAUGAUGAUACUGUCUUUCGAAUUGCUAGUGGUUCCAAGCUUUUCACUGCUUUGGCGGCUCGUAUUAGUGAGAAGAUUGAUUUGGAGGCUUCGGUGUUGAAGUAUUUGCCUGAGUUGAAUAAGACGGCUGGGGAUGAUGAUAUCUUUUCGUUGAAGUGGGAGGAUAUCACUGUUGGAUCACUCGCUAGUCAUCUUUCUGGUGUCGGUGUUGAUAUGGCACAGGAUCUUGCCAUCGUUGGCUCAGCACCAUGGCAGCCAUACGGUCUUCCCGAGGUUCCCAAGGGUAAAGGCCCUACCUGCUCUGGUCUUCCUGGAACUACUCCUUGCACCAGAAAGGAUCUUCUUGAGCAGGUCAACCUUCGACCUCCGGUUUAUGCACCCUUCACCAAUCCCAUUUACUCCAACGUUGGGCAUGCUCUACUAGGUCUUGUCAUCGAGGCUGCCGAGGACAUGCCCUUUGAGGAUGUCAUCAAGCGUGAUAUUCUUGAUGUUGUUGGUAUGAAGCAUACUUAUGUCGACAAGACUCCUCCCACGGAUGAUCUCUUCAUUCCUGAAGAGGAGCCAACCUGGAACGCUACUCUUGCUGUUUUCGACUCUGCUGGUGGCAUCUUCUCUUCUGUCUCUGAUAUGCUUCUCCUCGCCGACGGUAUCCUCAGCAACAAGUUCCUCACACCCAUUCAGACCCGCAAGUGGAUGAAACCCGAGGCCAAUACCGCUUCAUGGGGCUACCAAGUCGGCGGUCCCUGGGAGAUCCUCCGCAGCGACAACAUAACCUCCGAUGGCCGUCUCAUCGAUAUCUACACCAAGAGCGGUGAUCUAGGUCUCUACCACUCUCAAACCGUCCUCAUUCCCGACUACGACAUUGUCAUCUCCAUCAUGUCCGGCGGUCUCGAAGCUACUGCAAACCCCUACGUCACCGGCACCAUCCUCAGCAAAGUUCUCCAAAACCUCCUCCCCGCUAUUGAAAAGGUUGGCCGUGAUGAUACAAAGGAGGCUUUUGCGGGUGACUACGAGGACAAGGAGACCAACUCAACCAUUACAUUCGCGAUGGACCACGGCCCUGGUCUUAAGAUCAAGAGCUGGCAGAUCCGUGGUUUCGAUGUUCUAAACAACAUCGGAAACUACAACUUCAACGCCCUCGAGUCCAACGCCUCCACAGAGACUCCCUAUGUUGACGCACGCAUGUAUCCCAGCAACCUGAACAAGAAAGGCCAAACAGUAUGGCGCGCCGUAUUCGACCGUACGAAUUCUACCGCAGAUGCAGAGUACGAUAGUGAACUGUUCUUCAAAGACGGAACAUGCCAGACCUGGUUCCAGCAAGAUCGCAUGGUAUACGAUUACCUGCCGUUGGAUCUGUUUGUCUUUGUUGAGGGCGAGGGGGGUGUUAGUGAGGCUGUGAAGAGUCCCGCUUUCAAUGUGACUUUGACAAAGGUACGACAACCCGCGGAGAAGAAGGCGGCUGAUGAUAAAAGUGCUGCUGAUGAGAUGAGAGUUGGAGGACUUGGUCUUACACUUGUGACUCUUGCGACGUUUAUGAGCUUGUUCUAA